Molecule: messenger RNA, 558 nt
Organism: Triticum turgidum subsp. durum (durum wheat)
Lineage: Eukaryota; Viridiplantae; Streptophyta; Magnoliopsida; Poales; Poaceae
Source: the annotation of a GenBank genome assembly
AUGGCCGGAGGAGCCAGCGGCGGCGGGGCGGUGGAGAUAACGCUGGAGCACACGCCGACGUGGAUCGUCGCGUCCGUGUGCUCCCUCAUCGUCCUCAUCUCCCUGCUCUUCGAGCGCCUGCUCCACCGCCUCGGCAAGAGGCUCACAAAAGGCCGCCGCAAGCCGCUGUACGAGGCCCUGCUCAAGCUCAAAGAAGAGCUGAUGCUGCUGGGCUUCAUCUCCCUACUGCUCACCGUGUUCCAGGGCGCCAUGCAGAAGAUAUGCGUCCGGGAGAGCCUGAUGCACCACCUCCUGUCGUGCCCGCGCGCCGGCGCCGGUGCCACCAAGGUUGCGCGGCACUUUGCCGCUACCGUGUUCACUGGUGUGGUGGGCAGCACGAGGAGGCUCCUGGCAGGUGGAGGCGCCUCCAGUGAGUACUGCCUCAAUAAGGGCAAAGUUCCAAUUCUUUCGAUCCAAGCUAUCCAUCAGUUACACAUAUUUAUCUUCGUCUUAGAAGCUACCCAUGUGGUUCUCAGUGCUGUUACAGUUAUUCUUGGAAUCACACAGACAAGAAAAUAG